Sordaria macrospora k-hell is the source of this 735-nucleotide messenger RNA. The record is from RefSeq and is a predicted model, not a curated record. NCBI's taxonomy places the organism in Eukaryota, Fungi, Ascomycota, Sordariomycetes, Sordariales, Sordariaceae.
AUGUCGGACAAGACCAAGCUCGCCUCAAUCGUAAGCGACUGUAUCGACAAGGCUUAUUUGGAGGAGGUUAAAGCCGGUAACGUGAAGGGUGCCACUUCCUUUGCGCCCAUUGCGAGAAGCAUCAAGGCAUGCGUCACCAAGAAGUUUACCGAGCUUGGUCUUGAGGACCACCGUGCAAUUCUUGCUGCCACCUCCCCCAAGAAGAACGGCCCAAGCGACAAAGCUUCGACUUCUGCUGACACCGCCACCGCAGACGGCGAAACCAAAGUUUCAAACACCAACAACGACAAUGACGAGUCAGCUCUGGACGAGUCUGUUCUUGAGCCUCAUGACUGGUUCGUCCAGCAGUUCAACCGGAACGCCAACCCACUCCCGUCGCCCAAAUACAAGUGGUGCCAAAUCUGUAACAGGUGGUUGAGCAAGUUGACAGAGCAUAGGCAGGCACAUCACCGCCACAAACACGAGGAUGGAGCCGUCGUCUGCCCCUUGCCCGCGGUGGAGGCAUUCCGCACAGUCUGCCUUGAGCAGUACCCCGACCAGACUGCGCUGCGCUCCCACAUCAAUCGGGAUCAUCGUAUCAAGAAUGAGCGUAUGAAGCCUGGUGUUCCGGUUAACUCGCCCCUUGGCCAGCUUAUGCUUCGUGCUGAGGAGAGGGGAGUUAAUCAGCAGGAUUCCAACCAGCCCGAUGGCAAACCGACUGAGGCCAAAAAGACUGAUCCCAAACAACAUGGCUGA